AAACAGUUUGAGCUCACCCAAUUAAAGUCAGUCUCACGGUAAGACCACUUCAGUCAAGAAUUAGGGUAAACCUAUACACACCGACGGAAUUAUGGGCUUUUGUGUGUGCAUCUACUUCUUAUCUCAAAUACCAAUAUAAGUACAUCUGUUUUUUCUCAUUUUUUAAUAUGUUCUCUAAACAAAAUCAUUCUCUCUCUAAAAAUUACUCCAAAUUUUCUCUCUCUACACUUUUCUGUUUUCCGGUAGAAUUUCCUGGGAUCCAAACAUUUUCAUAACUACAUUGUUUUUGUUUUGUAGUAUUAGAAUUUAUCCUCGAAGUUUUACCAACCUAAUUGGUAGAAUUUCAAAGAAUUAUUCAAGGGUUUACUCCAAAUUUUAGCCUACAUUACUGGGUUUUUGCUUAAAUUUCAACAAAUUUACAACAAAGUUCGAUUUUUUUGGGUUUUUUUUUUUAUUGAUUUCAGUUCCAUUUUCCAGAAUAUUUUUCAUACAAAGUUUCAAUCUUAAUGAGAGGGAAAGAUUGAAACUUUUUUUGAUUUUGGCUCAAAAUAAUUAAUGGGUAUUGCAGAAAAGAAGCAGAGAAUACAAGAUUUCAACUGCAUAAUGUGUAAAGUUGAAGAAUCUGAGUUAAUAAGGGAAAGAAAAGUUGUUAAUGGCGGAACAAAUGCAUGGAAAAUGGAUAUAAAAUUAGAGAAAUUAUUGAAUGAUUCAGCAUCAAAAUUGGAAAAAUUAAGAAGUAUUCGAACCAGAAAAGCCAAGAAAAAGAUGAUUCAAAUUUUUACUUUUAUUUUAUUUUGGUUUUUUGUGAUUCAUUGGACUACAAAUGGUGAAUAUUGGAGACCAACUGUGAUUACACAUUGGCAUUAUCCUUUGAAAAAUUAUGCAAUUGAUUUGCAUAUGAAUGUUGAGAAGUCUUUUAUUCUUCCCAAGAUUGCUCGCCCACCAAAGAGGGUUUAUACAAACAAUGGUUACCUUAUGGUAUCCUGUAAUGGUGGUCUUAAUCAAAUGAGAGCAGCAAUAUGUGAUAUGGUUACAAUUGCUAGAUAUUUGAAUGUCACUCUUAUUGUUCCCGAGUUGGAUAAAAAAUCAUUUUGGAAGGAUCCUAGUGAUUUCCAAGACAUUUUUGAUGUUGAUCAUUUCAUAAAUUCAUUGAGAGAUGAAGUUCGGAUUUUGAAAGAGUUACCUCCUAAAUGGAAGCAAAGAUUUGAUGAAAACAAAGGAAUUUCUCUGGCUCCAGUUAGUUGGUCUGACCUUUCUUAUUAUCAAAACCAGAUUCUUCCGCUGUUUCUGAAACACAAGGUUGUACAUUUGAACAAAACUGAUGCUCGGCUUGCAAAUAAUGGGUUCCCAGUCGAUAUACAAAAACUACGGUGUAAGGUGAACUAUCAAGCAUUGAAAUUCACCCCGGAAAUUGAAGAAUUAGGGCAAAGGGUGGUGAAUAUCCUGAAGCAAAAGGGUUCGUUUUUGGCGCUCCAUCUUCGAUACGAAAAGGACAUGUUAGCCUUCUCUGGCUGUACUCAUGGGUGUACUGCUGAUGAGGCGAAUAAUCUGACUGAAAUGAGGUAUGCCUACACUUGGUGGAAGGAUAAAGUCAUAGACUCGGAUGCUAAACGACGAGAAGGUCUUUGCCCAUUGACACCCGAAGAAACUGCCUUAACCUUGAAAGCACUAGGAAUUGAUCGAAAUACUCAAAUUUAUAUUGCUUCCGGGGAAAUAUAUGGGGGAAAGCGGAGAAUGGCUAGCUUAGCUGAUGCAUUCCCGAAUUUGGUGAGGAAGGAAACUUUACUUGAACCUUCAGACUUAUGGUUUUUCCAGAAUCGCUCGUCUCAGAUGGCUGCGUUAGACUAUCUGGUCUCGUUGGAGAGCGAUAUAUUUGUUCCUACUUAUGACGGAAAUAUGGCGAGAGUUGUCGAGGGCCAUCGCAGAUACAUGAAUUUCAAGAAGACGAUUACAUUGGAUAAAAAGCUUUUGGUUGAAUUAAUCGAUGCAUACAACUCCAAAUCGUUGAGUUGGGAUGAGUUCUCAUCGGCUGUUAAGGCAGCUCAUGCUGAUCGUAUGGGAACACCCCGUACACGAGCUGUGAUUCCCAAUAAACCCAAAGAAGAAGACUAUUUCUAUUCCAAUCCGUACGAGUGCUUGGAACAACAACCAGAUGAAGCAUUACAAUAACAAAUGGCCUCGACUCUUUUUUCGAUUCUCUCUUCAUGCCGAUGGAUGUUCCUGAUGCACAACUUGUGCACAGUUUGCAUCGUGCACACACGCACAUACACAUAUACACAAAAUUCAGCAAAAGGCUGGUUUUCGAGCUAUAGGGUGAACCAUUAUGAUUUUUUAGGCCUUUUCUUUUGCACAUUUUGAACAUAUUUUACCCCAUUAUAGUUAAUUAAUAAGUUUUUAAUACAUGUAUAGAAAAAAAAUAUCUUGUCAUUUUUCAUUGGUAGAAGUAUGACUUGCAUAUACACGUGAGCAUUUUGAUAUUUUUUUUACGUGUUUUUCGAGCUCCGAUUUAAUUAUGUUCUUGUUACCCAUUGUAUGGAUUUUGGAGCAUUUCUUUUUAAGUUUUUGCAUUUUCUCUAGAAUGAAAAGCUCCUAAAUCCGAAAUUAAUAAAAUUCAGAACUCUAAAGUCUGAAGUUGCUAUCAACUUAAACGUCAUGUUCAAGUUAUGGUUACCACAUCAUUUUUAUUGGUAU
Messenger RNA from Amaranthus tricolor (Joseph's coat), 2691 nucleotides. Its product is annotated as rhamnogalacturonan I rhamnosyltransferase 1-like. The record is from RefSeq and is a predicted model, not a curated record. The transcript has 8 exons. Gene Ontology annotation, cellular component: cytoplasm. NCBI's taxonomy places the organism in Eukaryota, Viridiplantae, Streptophyta, Magnoliopsida, Caryophyllales, Amaranthaceae. Bases 556 to 2169 code for a protein of 537 amino acids.